Molecule: messenger RNA, 4281 nt
Organism: Cyprinus carpio (common carp)
Lineage: Eukaryota; Metazoa; Chordata; Actinopteri; Cypriniformes; Cyprinidae
Product: voltage-gated potassium channel regulatory subunit KCNG3-like
Biological process (GO): protein homooligomerization; potassium ion transmembrane transport
Cellular component (GO): membrane; voltage-gated potassium channel complex
Molecular function (GO): protein binding; delayed rectifier potassium channel activity
Source: RefSeq, a predicted model, not a curated record
AGGCAAUAAAAUAGUUUAGCUACUGCUAGCCUACAUGUUUUACAAAAACGCUACAUCCAAGAAAUGUAAACUAAUCGCUAGAACAACACUGCUAGCCUGGAUCAAUGUCUAAUUUUAGUUGAGGGUGUGGGUAGACAACCAGUAGGAAAAAGCGUGCAAUAUUGAUUUCAAUAUUGAACAUUUAAUUCAGUCCAACGUGACGUCCUCUUGCUCUACUCCACUGCCAACAAGAGAGACGUGAAAUCCAGCGAGUACACUUGUUAAUCCCAGGCAUGCGUCGUGAAAAACUCGUUUUGCGUUCGGGAACGCCCGUUCUUCUGGAGCGCAAUAGGCUUGUCGAUCUGUGACAUCACUGUAAGAAACAGCCCACUGAAGGCUGGAGUUUAGAUGAUGCACAAAGCAAGAAGUCACUUUUCCACAGUUCUCCUUAGUGACACGCGCUCAAUCUAGAAAAAAAAAUCCCUUUAAAAUCUGACAUACUGAGUUGGACUCGCGGGUUUGGAGCUGUUUGUUUUUUUUCUCGCGCUUACAGAAACAUACUGGAUUUGAACUAUGACUAUCAUUAAGCCAUAUUGUGCGACGUUUCUCUCUUUUUCGUUCGGAUCGGUGAUGCGAAUCUGAUCCAAAAUGAAGUUUGGGAAGAAUAUAUGCAUCCUAAACGUUGGUGGCACCAAGUAUGCUUUCACUAGAGAAGUUAUAAAGGAUUUUCCCCUCCGAAGAGUGAGCAGACUCCACAGCUGUUCCUCCGAAAAAGAGGUCUUGGAGGUAUGUGAUGAUUAUGACCGAGAGAGGAACGAGUUUUUCUUCGACAGGCACUCCGAGGCUUUUGUCUUUAUUAUGCUUUAUGUGCGAUCUGGAAAGCUCAGGUUUGUCCCGCAGAUGUGCGAGCUUUCUUUUUACAACGAGAUGAUCUACUGGGGUUUGGAGAGCUCACAUUUGGAGUUUUGCUGCCAGCGACGAUUGGAGGAUAGGAUGUCCGACACUUACACGUACUUUUCAGAGGAGGACAUCAAGGCUGAGGUGGAGUCCAGAGGAGAGGAGGAUCAGGUCACCAGGUUCGCCUCCGAGAGAGGGAACGCGCGGUGGCUGGAGAGGAUGCGGAGGACUUUUGAGGAGCCAGCUUCCUCUGUCGCUGCGCAGAUCCUGGCAUCAGUGUCAGUGGUUUUUGUCAUUAUGUCUAUGGUCAUCCUCUGCGCAAGUACUCUACCGGACUGGGAUACAGCAAAAAACAACACAGUGGAAGAACACAGGAUCAUCGAGGCAGUAUGCAUUGGCUGGUUCACUGCUGAAUGCAUAGUGCGCUUUAUUGUCUCACGGGACAAAUGUGAGUUUGUCCGCUGCCCCCUUAACAUUAUUGACCUCCUGGCGAUCACUCCUUACUACGUGUCUGUCGCUGUGACAGCACUGACAGGAGAUAACCCUCAAUUACAGCGUGCAGGAGUCACCCUGCGUGUACUACGAAUGAUGCGCAUCUUUUGGCUAAUCAAGCUGGCGCGUCACUUCCUCGGGCUGCAGACGCUCGGGCUGACGCUGCGCAGGUGUUACCGCGAGAUGGUCAUGCUGCUGGUGUUUGUCUUUGUCGCGAUGGCGAUAUUCAGCGCCCUGGCGCAGCUAUUGGAGCACGGCCUUGACCUGGAGACUAGCAAUGAGGACUACGCCAGCAUCCCGGCAGCCUGCUGGUGGGUUAUUAUCUCCAUGACGACUGUCGGCUAUGGAGACAUGUACCCCAUCACCAUCCCGGGACGCGUGCUGGGUGGCGUGUGCGUUGUGAGUGGCAUUGUGCUGCUGGCUCUGCCCAUUACCUUUAUCUACCACAGCUUUGUGCAGUGCUACCACGAACUCAAAUUCCGCUCAGCACGCUGCGUGCGAAGUCUCUCUUCUGAGUUUCUCAACUAACUGUAGCAUAGAUCGUCCCGAGAACCUGCUGGUCUUCAGCGUAGUAACAUCGCCUGCUCUUCUGUGCCUUUAUACUGAAACAAGAUCUGAAAUAUAGCGAAGGAAUGCGCUGCUUCUGAUGUGGAGAAAUCAGCAUUUAGAGUCUCUUUGCGGACCUAUUAUAUCCAAAUAAUAACAUACCUCUGUACUCCAGGACACAUUCUGGAAUUCAUUGAUUUUGGACAGUACAGGCAUCUGGGGCAAUUUCUGACUUACAGAAUAAGACAAAAGAGACAAAUCCCCAGCUCAAAGCUGGAAAGUGCACAAUAAAGCAUAACAAUCCAAAGGAAAUACAUUAGCCAAUGUUUGUGUUGCAAACCCCUUCCUGUGUGAACGAACAAAACCGAACCAACAGCAUUUCCCUUGGACAACUGUGGCAUUUGACGACUACAGAUGGCCAGGCUGCUUGGAGCGGGCAUCUGGCGGGACCUUGUGUCCUGACUGUGCUCCAGCCUAGAAGGAGUUUACACAAAUUCUCAUGUUUCCAUGGAGAGGUCCCUCCGACUUGUUAAAUCAUUAAUUCAGCUCCCAAUAAAGCAGAAAGCAAGGGGAACUAAAGUGAAAGGUUUUAGAGUGGCCAAAUAGCGCUAAUACUGUGAAAAGGCCUGCUGACACUGAGGACGGUAACUGUAAUUAUAACAAUAAAGAUAAGUCCCCCUGCAGUCUUUUCAAAUUUUAUCAAUUAAAACUAAUUUUUAAUAGCAAAAUGAUAAUUUCCCCCCAAGAAAAUAUAUUUUAUCUUAAAAUGGCUUGAAUAUAACUCUAAACACUUAACUCAUAUAGUGUAUUUGACCCUGGACCACAAAACCAUUCAUAAGGGUCAGUUUUUUGAAAUUGAGGUUUAUACAUAAUCUGAAAGUUGAAUAAAAAAGCUUUCAAUUGAUGUAUGGUUUGUUAGGAUAGGACAAUAUUUGGCCAAGAUACAACUAUUUGAAAAUCAGGAAUCUAAGGUUGCAAAAAUAUUUGCCUUUAAAAGCUGUCCAAACUAAAUCCUUAGCAAUGCAUAUUACAAAUCAAAAAUGAAGUUUUUACAUAUUUAUGGUAGGAAACUUACAAAAUAUCUUCAUGGAACAUGAUCUUUACUUAAUAUUUUAAUGAUUUUUGGCAUAAAAGAAAUAUUUAUAUAUAAUUUUGACCCAUACAAUGUAUUUUUGGCUAUUGCUACAAAUAUACUACUACUUAUGACUGGUUUUGUGGUCCAGGUUCACAUAUACGAUAUGCAAAUAAGCCCCAGCACCCAUUUAAUCACAUUGAAUCAGACUACCUGCUUCACUUCUAAUCGGUUAACUGAAGUACUAAACGCUAUACAAUGCCAAGUGGCAACACUGGAUUAAUUUAACAAUAUAUGUUUGAAUCAGAAACUGGAGGAAAAGCAAAUUAUUCAGGUUUGAUGAUGUAUCAGAAUCAAUGCAUUUUAUGUAUCACUGUAAUUGAUAUUAGUAGCGUUUGGUCUGAAUACAUUAUCAAUGUUACACAUCCAUGUUUCUGUUCACUAUCUCAGAUAGCUCAAAUAUGAAUCGGGCUCGGUUACAUGUUAGUGACAGUAGGAAAGGGGCUGUUUCAAACCACAUUUGAUCUUUGGUACACCACAGUUUUUAGGACAAAAUACUCAGCGAGGGUGUUGACUGAUGAAAUAGCACAUGCUUUGACUUUAAGCAUACAAUUUUUUAAGCAUCUUGAUUUUCACCACAUGGGAUCUUUAAAAAUCAUUCUAAAUGUAAAAGAAUAGCAGAGGCCACACCACAACUAUACUAAUAAUGGCACAGAGGAACAAUACAGUUUUUUUCCAGCUGAUGAACAACUAAAACUUUGACAGCCAGUCAGAUUUCAACCUGCUUUAAAGAGCUUGAGCAUUUAAAGCGGCAGAUGACAGAGCUGCAGCGCUGUUCUGCAUUGUUAUAAUAUCUAAUAUCAUUAUAGUUAUCUUUAUAGUUACAGUUCUUGGUUUGAACAGGCCUUAACACUUAUUGUUUUGACAUUACAGUCACUGUCGAAUGUGCAAUUUCAAAUAAAGUUAAAGGUCUUACUCAUAGAUUAAUAUUACAUUACUAAGUCACAAAAAACAAACAUCAGCUGUUCGUCCAGACAGCAACAAAUCUGCAACCUGUCCAUACACGACUGUGUGAAUCAAGAGGCGUUAACUAAAUUGAUUCGCAAACACCUCACCCACACGCUCACCAGUAGGAGGGCUGUCACUCGCUUCCUUCUUCCUCUUUGAAUACAAGCACAAAAUCAAACCUCUUUUUCUCAUUCAAGGGACUUUCUGAGUUUAUGCGUCUCUUAAAAUGGAUUUUGGAGUGUAUUUAGUGAGAUAUGUUGCAUAAUGAUAUGAUUAAUUAUUUAACA